This is a messenger RNA of Paraglomus occultum, 999 nucleotides long. The record is from the annotation of a GenBank genome assembly. Lineage: Eukaryota; Fungi; Glomeromycota; Glomeromycetes; Paraglomerales; Paraglomeraceae.
AUGAAGUUGUCAUCUGUUUAUGAUUAUGAUAACCAGAAGGGUUCUCAAGAAAGUCUAUUCGGCCUAACAAUUACAAAUGCUUUAAUACCAUUAGACAUCUUCCUUGAGAAGGACGGUGUCGUUCGCCACAUCAGUGAAGUUGAAGAUUUUUCGUACCCUGCAAUAUAUGCGAGAAACAAUGAUAAAUCUCCUCCGAGCGAUAACCCCAAUACCAGCGGCAGUUCCAGUACAACACAUACUACGUAUACAGAAACUAAUACUAAUACCACUCCAUUUCCCUCAACUACAUCGUCUCCGCUUUCUCCGAGUAGUAACCCAUCCCCAGACAAUAACCCCAGCACAUCCGGCGAUACUAUUCCAACACCUCCUCCCGGAAGUAUCCCUCCCAACAUAACACCUUCAUCACCAAACGGUUCUCCCAAUUCGCCCUCAUCACCAAACAAUUCUCCCCUUUCGUCUUCAUCACCAAACGAUUCUCCCCUUUCGUCUUCACUGCCGUCUCUUAAUACAUCACCAUCCCCUUCGGCCUCGUCUCCAUCUACACCAUCAAUAUCACCGCAAUCCUCCCCACCAUCUACGGUCUCACUCCAGAGCCCAACCGCAAGACCAUAUCUGAUUGCUGCAAUUCCCGUUGUAUUUGCCGCCCUAAUUAUUGCAAUCGGGCUGCUCUUCCUUCGUCGUCGCCGUAAAGCAAACAAUGCUAACCGACAAUCGAAUGCGCCAUAUAUGGGAGAAUUGGCUGCUUUGUCCACGCCGACGGACAGUAAUCGUGGCAAUCUUCGAUCGUUCUUUGGUCGGCGUGAACGAAACAGUCAAGCAUUUUUAACAGUUGGAGCAUUUUCAAGAAACAAUCGCGGAGACGUAGCAAGUAGUGACAGCGGAAGGAUGAGCGAAAGCAUAGUGCAAAGCGAAGAGGGUGACGGUAGUAACAGUUACGUUUCUGACGGGAGUAGAAGCGACUAUAGAUAUGAUCCUUCGUUUACGCAAUUCGUGUGCUAG